GGAGACCUUGAACGCCUGCCGUCAGCGAAGCAGUCAGUUCAGACCCAGUGUUGGAGAGAGAACAGCGUGUGAAACAGAGGAACGCAAGUGCUGUGUGUUUGCAUCAGUCUGCCAGUGUCAUCAAAGACAGGUCCAAAGUAUGCGGUGGUGGAGUGUGGAAGUGUUGGUGGUGGUGAUGCUGGCGGUUGUGCACCAGGCGAACGCCUCCAAGAUCCUCUUUCUUGCUCCCUUCAGCAUGCAGAGCCACAAGAACUUCUUCAUGGGCAUCGCGGAGGCUCUGGCCGCCAAGAACCAUACGGUAACUUUUGUGAACGGCCUUAAAGAAUCUAAGUCAAGGACAAACAUUCGUGAAGUGAUUAUCCCAAACUCAGACAUUUUCUCCCAAUUCCCCAACAAGUUUAACUCAAGUUCAUACGACACCUUCGUGACAAUCUUGCCUCUGGUACCCAAGUACUGUGGAGACGCCCUUCGCUCUCCGGAGAUCCAACGUCUCCAAGACGAGACGUUUGACGUGGUAAUGUUAAGUGUGGUCUUCACUGAUUGCUUCUAUCCAUUUCUGCACAAGUUACAGGCUCCGUUUAUUCAUAUGAGCCCAAACUUCCUGUUCGGAGCCCACAGCGACGUCUCUGGCAACCCCCACUUUCCAUCCAUGGCUCCAAGCACGUUGCUAGACAUAGUAUACCCUCUCACCUUCACCUCCAGGAUGAAAAACACUCUUAAUGAUAUCAUGGCGCUAGCAAUCACCAACUAUUACACGAUACCUAAGGUUGCAGUUGAGAUCGAUGAGGACGCCAACUUCAUUUCUUCUGUGAGACAAAACGGAAGUCUAUAUAUUGUUAAUAGUGUGGAGACCCUGGAGGUGCCGCCCAGACCUUACGUCCCUACCGUGGUCCACGCUGGCGGCAUCCACUGUAGACCAGCCCAGCCUCUCCCUCUGGACCUGGAGCAGUGGGUGGCAGCCUCAGGAGACGCCGGCUUCAUCUUCUUCAGUCUUGGAAGUUCCGUCAAGGGGUCAACUAUGCCAGACAAGUACCGGCGGGUGCUGGUGGAGGUGUUCGCGUCCCUAGAGCAGCGGGUCCUCUGGAAGUGGGACGAGGACACCAUGGAAGAUCUCCCGUCCAAUGUCCGUCUCGCCAAGUGGCUCCCCCAGCAGGAUAUUCUUGGGGACCCUCGCCUGCGACUGUUCAUCACUCAUGGUGGUCUUUUAAGUACUCAGGAGGCCACCUACCAUGCUAUACCUAUCCUGGGUAUCCCCGUCUUCGUUGAUCAACAUCAUAACAUGAGACAAGCCCAAAAUGAAGGCUGGGGACGGUCCUUGGCCUGGGAUGACCUCACCUAUGACCUCCUUCGCCAGAAUAUCUUCCAUGUUAUGGAUGACACCAGGAUGAGAGAGGAGGCAGAGAGACGGGCAGCUGUGAUGAGAGACCAGCCAAUGUCUCCUGGUGACUGGGUGGUCUACUGGGUGGAGUAUGUUAUCAGGCACCGGGGCGCACCCCACCUUCGCUCCCCGUUCAUCACUAUGCCCUGGUACGAGGUGUACAAUGUGGACGUGUGGGUGGUGGUGGUGAUGGUGGUCACUCUGGCCACUUACCUCUCCCUCAGGGCCGUCCUCGCUCUCAUCACCUGCUGCUGCUCCAGUACUACUAAACCCAAACAAGAAUAAUGAAAAUAUUAGACUUACCAGCGCUUCUGAACAUGAACGUUUCCAUGGUUAACGUCGCUAUUAAUCCACAGAGGAAUAUAUUUGUCCACGUUAUGGAAUUACUCAGUAUUAAGAUCAACUACAAUGACCCCAGAUCACUCUCCAGCUGUACAAUACUCAUGGUCAGACUCCAGCUGUACAACACUCAUGGUCAGACUCCAGCUGUACAACACUCAUGGUCACACUCCAGCUGUACAGCACUCAUGGUCACUCUCCAGCUGUACAACACUCAUGGUCACACUCCAGCUGUACAACACUCAAGGUCACUCUCCAGCUGUACAACACUCAUG
This is a messenger RNA of Procambarus clarkii (red swamp crayfish), 1992 nucleotides long. Lineage: Eukaryota; Metazoa; Arthropoda; Malacostraca; Decapoda; Cambaridae. The record is from RefSeq and is a predicted model, not a curated record.